AUGUUCCACGAAGACCUGCGCUACAUCCACGAGGAUGUCGAGCGGCUGGAGCAAGCGAUAGCUGAGCGAGUAGUCGAAGAGCCCAGACACAUACGUAACAGGCUUGUCCGUGAUCAUGAAGUCGCCACUUUCCUCUCACGAAUCCAAGCACAGUCAGAACGAGGCCUCAACAUCUACAACAACCAGAAGGAGGAGCUGCAGCAAGAGCAUCAGGCCAUCGGCACCGGCGAUCCAUAUGAAGACUUCUACAAGCGCCUAGAUGAGGUCAAGAGCUUCCACAAGCGCUACCCCAACGAGCCAGUGGAGAAUCUCGAGCGCGCAUACAAGAGAGUGGAGCAAGGUGGGCCAGGAAGCUAUGCUGGAGACAUCGAUGGCAUGUUCACGGGCGAGGAGGCUUUCGGACGCUUCUUCGACCUGACUAUGCUGCACGAGGAGUACCUGAAUCUGCCCGGGGUGAAGGGCCAAAGGAAGCUGACUUACCUGCAAUACCUCGAUCUCUUCGACAACUUCACGCCCCCUCGAUGUCCGAUCACCAGACAGGACAAGAUGACGGACCAGUACUUCAGCUAUGUUGGCUCUCUGGCUCAGUAUCUGGAGAGCUUCCUGAACAGGACUAAACCGCUCCAAGACUUCGACAAGCUGUUCGCCGAUUUCGAGAACGAGUUUGAGACGCUGUGGGGAAAGAAUGAGGUGCCUGGUUGGGACGAGAAGGGAGCGCAACAGGCGAACGGCGGCGCAUCGAAGGGACCGGCCACCGAGGGUUCUGGUGAAGGCAUAUGGUGCGCAGAUUGCGAGAAAGAAUUCAAGAACGACAACGUGUACAAGGCGCAUUUGACGGGCAAGAAGCACAUCAAAAAUGUCGAGGCGAGGAAAAAGCAAGCCGCAUCGGGCGACGUCGACAUGGAGAACGGCACAGCCGCACCCCACACAUCUACCACAAGCACAUCCCGAUUAAAAGAAAAAGCCAUCGCUGAGCGCGAACACCGUAUCCGCCGUCUAGCCAACGUGAUGAAGACCGAGCGCGAAGACACUCGCGUCAACGUCGAGCGCAAAGCCGGCAUGACGGAUCGCGAACGACAACAAGAGCUCGCCGCCCUCUACGCCGAAGACACUGCCAUGGCCGGCACCACCAAGGCUGACGGCGAGAACUCGGACGACGAGGGCGAGGAGAAAGUCUACAACCCUCUCAAGCUCCCGCUCGCCUGGGACGGCAAGCCCAUCCCCUUCUGGCUGUACAAACUACACGGCCUGGGCGUCGAGUUCCCCUGCGAAAUCUGCGGCAACUACGUCUACAUGGGCCGACGGGCGUUCGAGAAGCACUUCUCCGAGGCGCGGCACGUGCACGGGUUGAAGUGUCUCGGGAUCAUGCAGACGAGUUUGUUCCGCGAGAUUACGAAGAUCGAGGAGGCGCAGCGGUUGUGGGAGAAGAUCCAGCGGGAUCGGCAGCAGGGGGAGCAGAAGAAGGAGGAUGUCGUGGAGAUGGAGGAUAGUGCGGGGAAUGUGAUGCCGUUGAAGGUGUAUAAUGAUUUGAGUAAGCAGGGGCUGCUGUGA
Molecule: messenger RNA, 1551 nt
Organism: Saxophila tyrrhenica
Lineage: Eukaryota; Fungi; Ascomycota; Dothideomycetes; Mycosphaerellales; Extremaceae
Gene: sap61
Product: Pre-mRNA-splicing factor sap61
Exons: 2
Coding region: 1-1551 (516 amino acids)
Biological process (GO): mRNA splicing, via spliceosome
Cellular component (GO): spliceosomal complex; nucleus
Molecular function (GO): zinc ion binding; RNA binding
Source: RefSeq, a predicted model, not a curated record